CAAUCAACAUCAAGGCCUUGACGCUAUUCUUGAGGAGGUCCAUUUGCGUAAAACUGGGUUUUUGAAUCCUCAAGAUAAUAAUCACACUUUUAAGAGCCUUGGAGGGAAACACCUACUUAGCGAACAACUGAAAGAUUUCAGUAAUUUAGCAUGCGAAAGACAAAUAAUGUUGAUUAAUAAGACUUUUAGAAGCAGCAAGUCAAAUUCCUUACCUCGACCAAUACCUAUUACUGCUUAG
This is a messenger RNA of Racocetra persica, 238 nucleotides long. Lineage: Eukaryota; Fungi; Glomeromycota; Glomeromycetes; Diversisporales; Gigasporaceae. The record is from the annotation of a GenBank genome assembly.